Magnolia sinica is the source of this 2689-nucleotide messenger RNA. Its product is annotated as elongation factor G-1, mitochondrial-like. Gene Ontology annotation, cellular component: mitochondrion. NCBI's taxonomy places the organism in Eukaryota, Viridiplantae, Streptophyta, Magnoliopsida, Magnoliales, Magnoliaceae. The coding region runs from base 127 to 2397 and encodes 756 amino acids. Gene Ontology annotation, molecular function: GTP binding; GTPase activity; translation elongation factor activity. The transcript has 20 exons. The record is from RefSeq and is a predicted model, not a curated record. Gene Ontology annotation, biological process: mitochondrial translational elongation.
CCAUGGUACCGGUCCAUCACACUGUGCCCGUGUAUCAAAGUCCUUCUCUUGGUUUUAUCGUGCGCCGAUACGGAGAGGGUUGCAGAGGGUUAGGGUUUUAGGAGGGAAGAAAGUGAGAAGAAGAAGAUGACGAUGGCGCGAUCUUCUGCAACCCGUCUACUCUACGCCCUAUGCGCAGAGAACACCCUCUCGACCACCCCCAUCCUAUCCUCCUCCCCAUCCUUCGCUCUCCUCGUCUUCGAGAAUGCGCAGCGCCGGAGGUUCUCUUCGGCCGGGAACGUGGCACGUGAGAAGGAGGCAUGGUGGAAAGAGGCGAUGGAGAAGCUUCGGAACAUCGGGAUCUCUGCCCACAUCGAUUCCGGCAAGACGACGCUGACCGAGAGAAUUCUCUACUACACGGGCAGGAUCCACGAGAUCCACGAGGUCAGGGGAAGGGACGGUGUCGGUGCCAAGAUGGAUUCCAUGGACCUCGAGCGAGAGAAGGGGAUCACCAUCCAAUCUGCCGCCACCUACUGCACCUGGAACGGUUUUCAGGUUAAUAUAAUUGAUACACCGGGCCACGUGGAUUUCACAAUCGAAGUUGAGAGAGCUCUGCGUGUUCUUGAUGGUGCCAUACUUGUCCUUUGUAGUGUUGGUGGAGUGCAAAGCCAAUCAAUCACUGUCGAUCGCCAGAUGAGAAGAUAUGAGGUUCCGAGGCUAGCGUUUAUUAACAAACUUGAUCGGAUGGGAGCUGAUCCAUGGAAAGUUCUUAGCCAGGCAAGAGCAAAGCUUCGGCAUCACAGUGCAGCAGUGCAAGUUCCAAUUGGGCUGGAGGAAGAUUUUCAGGGUCUUGUGGACCUUGUACAUUUGAAGUCUUAUUUCUUUCAUGGUUCCAGCGGUGAGAAAGUUGUCACUGGUGAUGUUCCAGCUGAUUUGGAGGCACUAGUUGCAGAAAAGAGGCGUGAACUUAUAGAAGUUGUCUCAGAAGUGGAUGAUCAACUUGCUGAAGCAUUUCUCAGUGACGAGCCCAUAUCCCCCACGGACCUUGAGAUGGCGAUUCGCAGGGCAACAAUAUCACGCAAGUUUGUACCAGUUUUCAUGGGUAGUGCCUUCAAAAACAAGGGUGUACAACCUCUGCUGAAUGGGGUGAUUGAUUAUUUGCCCUGUCCCAUUGAAGUUAGUAAUCAUGCCCUUGACCAAAACAAGAAUGAAGAGAAGGUUUUGUUAUCUGGAACACCAGAUGGACCUCUUGUUGCAUUGGCUUUCAAAUUGGAAGAGGGGCGCUUUGGUCAGUUAACUUAUUUAAGAAUCUAUGAGGGUGUUAUUCGGAAGGGUAAUUUUAUAAUCAACGUAAAUACAGGCAAGAAGAUCAAAGUUCCUCGCUUAGUUCGGAUGCAUUCAGAUGAGUUGGAGGACAUUCAAGAGGCCCAUGCAGGGCAAAUUGUUGCUGUUUUUGGUGUAGAUUGUGCAUCAGGCGAUACCUUCACUGAUGGUUCAGUUAGAUACACCAUGACUUCUAUGAAUGUCCCCGAACCUGUGAUGUCUUUGGCUGUCUCACCUGUAUCUAAAGAUUCUGGAGGACAAUUUUCAAAAGCUUUAAAUCGCUUUCAGAGAGAGGACCCAACUUUUCGUGUUGGUUUGGAUGCGGAGAGUGGGCAGACGAUCAUUUCUGGGAUGGGAGAGUUGCAUUUGGACAUUUAUGUUGAACGGAUACGAAGGGAGUAUAAGGUUGAUGCAGUUGUUGGAAAGCCUCGUGUUAACUUCAGAGAGACUGUCACUCAGCGUGCUGAAUUUGAUUACUUGCAUAAGAAGCAAAGUGGAGGUCAAGGUCAAUAUGGAAGGGUCUGUGGAUAUGUUGAGCCACUACCGAUUGGGUCAUCGACAAAAUUUGAGUUCGAGAACCUGAUUAUAGGGCAGGCUAUACCUUCAAACUUUAUCCCAGCAAUCGAGAAGGGGUUUAAGGAAGCAAGCAAUUCAGGUUCGCUGAUCGGGCAUCCAGUUGAGAACAUUCGUGUUGUUUUGACGGAUGGUGCAUCCCAUGCCGUGGAUUCCAGCGAACUUGCCUUUAAGUUAGCUGCAAUUUAUGCAUUUAGACAGUGCUAUGCAGCAGCUAAGCCAGUCAUACUGGAACCCACUAUGGUGGUGGAAUUGAAAGUACCAACGGAAUUCCAGGGUACUGUUACUGGUGACAUUAAUAAGAGAAAAGGGGUGAUUGUCGGAAAUGACCAGGAUGGAGAUGAUUCUGUAAUCACAGCUCAUGUCCCUUUGAAUAACAUGUUUGGAUACUCGACGUCCCUUCGCUCAAUGACACAGGGAAAAGGUGAAUUUACGAUGGAAUACAAAGAGCAUCUGCCGGUUCCCCAGGAUGUACAGAUGCAACUGGUGAACACAUACAAGGCCAGCAAGGGAACGGAAUAGCCAGCUUUCUGGCAAGCGUGCAUUAGAUUUCCUUUUUUUCCAUUUAGACUCUUGUAGCAUGUUGCCCACAUGUAACAUUUUUGUUAGUUUCUAGUACAAAAUGAGCAAGGUGAAUAUUUAUAGAUAUAUCUUAUCUAGGCAGAGAAGUGCUAAAGCCAUGAAUAGAAAUCAAUCAUAAACAAUUCAAUGAUCCAUUAAAUUUUGAGAAGCUGAAAUAAUGUAAUGUAGUUUUUUGUCAUCAGUCAUCUGCAAGUAUAAAAUAUUAAACAGUCUAAAACAGUUCCUGGGUGUA